Molecule: messenger RNA, 1652 nt
Organism: Monopterus albus (swamp eel)
Lineage: Eukaryota; Metazoa; Chordata; Actinopteri; Synbranchiformes; Synbranchidae
Gene: eno3
Product: enolase 3, (beta, muscle)
Exons: 14
Coding region: 146-1450 (434 amino acids)
Biological process (GO): glycolytic process
Cellular component (GO): phosphopyruvate hydratase complex
Molecular function (GO): magnesium ion binding; phosphopyruvate hydratase activity
Source: RefSeq, a predicted model, not a curated record
ACGCUCAGUGUUGCCAGGUCUGACUGGCAGUCAGAGCCGUGGAUGUCGACAGCAGCCUGAACACCAGGACGUGAUUUCUACACCGUCAGUGCUGCGUUAAACUGAAAGCUGUUACCUGUAUGAACACUUAGAAAUCAGCAUCAGGAUGUCUAUCACUAAGAUCCACGCUCGGGAGAUUCUGGACUCCAGAGGAAACCCCACGGUGGAGGUGGACCUGUGGACUGCCAAGGGUCUUUUCAGGGCCGCCGUUCCCAGCGGUGCAUCGACCGGAGUCCAUGAAGCCCUGGAGCUCCGUGACGGAGACAAGAGCCGCUACCUGGGCAAAGGUACGACAAAGGCUGUGGAGCACGUGAACAAAGACAUCGCUCCCAAGCUGAUUGAGAAGAACUUCAGCGUUGUUGAGCAGGAGAAGAUAGACAAGUUCAUGCUGGAGUUGGACGGCACUGAGAACAAAUCUAAGUUUGGUGCCAACGCCAUCCUGGGCGUGUCGCUGGCCGUCUGUAAGGCUGGAGCAGCAGAGAAGGGAGUUCCUCUCUAUCGCCACAUCGCUGACCUCGCCGGACACAAGGAUGUCAUACUUCCUGUCCCUGCCUUUAACGUGAUUAACGGAGGAAGCCACGCUGGAAACAAACUGGCCAUGCAGGAGUUCAUGAUUCUUCCAGUUGGAGCCGCCAACUUCCACGAGGCCAUGAGGAUCGGAGCUGAGGUCUACCACAACCUGAAGAACGUGAUCAAGGCGAAGUAUGGCAAGGACGCCACCAACGUGGGAGACGAGGGAGGCUUUGCCCCCAACAUCCUGGAGAACAACGAGGCUCUGGAGCUGCUGAAGACGGCCAUAGAGAAGGCCGGUUACCCCGACAAGAUCAUCAUUGGCAUGGACGUAGCAGCCUCCGAGUUCUUCCGCAAUGGGAAGUACGACCUGGACUUCAAGUCCCCUGACGACCCGUCCAGACACAUCACGGGAGAGAAGCUGGGAGACCUGUACCGCAGCUUCAUUAAGGGCUACCCUGUCCAGUCCAUUGAGGAUCCAUUUGACCAGGAUGACUGGGAUCACUGGGCUAAGUUCACUGCCUCUGUAGACAUCCAGAUUGUGGGAGACGACCUGACGGUGACCAAUCCCAAGAGGAUCCAGCAGGCUGUGGACAAGAAGGCCUGCAACUGUCUGCUACUCAAAGUGAACCAGAUCGGCUCCGUGACCGAGUCCAUCCAGGCGUGUAAGCUGGCUCAGAGCAGCGGUUGGGGUGUGAUGGUCAGCCAUCGCUCUGGAGAGACAGAGGACACCUUCAUUUCUGACCUGGUGGUCGGACUCUGCACCGGACAGAUUAAGACUGGUGCCCCCUGCAGGUCGGAGCGCCUGGCCAAAUACAACCAGCUGAUGAGGAUCGAGGAGGAGCUCGGAGACAAGGCCAAGUUUGCCGGCAGAGACUUCCGCCACCCCAAGAUCCACUAAAGCCCUGUCCUGCCUUCUCUGUCAUCGUGACAACUGACUGACACCUAGUGGCCCCUGAAGCCCCUCCCUCCUACAGCUGGGGGCGAGAGGUCGGAGGUCGCAGCGGGUUAGACCCUGCCUUCCUAGCCAUAAUUCCAUUAAUGAUGUUUUCUAUAUAAAACAUAAAGAUUCAAUAAAGUCUAAUGACUAAAACAGAUGUUAA